Sebastes umbrosus (honeycomb rockfish) is the source of this 1462-nucleotide messenger RNA. RefSeq names its product C5a anaphylatoxin chemotactic receptor 1 (gene c5ar1). Gene Ontology annotation, biological process: phospholipase C-activating G protein-coupled receptor signaling pathway; inflammatory response; complement receptor mediated signaling pathway. Lineage: Eukaryota; Metazoa; Chordata; Actinopteri; Perciformes; Sebastidae. Gene Ontology annotation, molecular function: G protein-coupled receptor activity; complement receptor activity. Bases 119 to 1168 code for a protein of 349 amino acids. The transcript is spliced from 2 exons. The record is from RefSeq and is a predicted model, not a curated record. Gene Ontology annotation, cellular component: plasma membrane.
GUGUGUGUGUGUGUGGGGGGGAGCAGGAAGGUAUAAAACACACUUAAAAGCAGAACAGCUCCAUAACUUCCUCCGAGCAGUAAGGGUGCAACAGAGCACUGAAACCCUUUAACCAGCCAUGGGGGACUUUGAAUAUGAUUAUGACUUUGACUUUAAUUCAACCAAUUCAACGGACGAUUACAACUACACACUGCCUGUGUUUCCUGACACUUACAUCCCUGCGAUUCAACCGCUCCAGAUCGUGGCUCUGGUCUUCUACAGCCUUGUGUUCCUGCUGGGUGUCCCCGGGAAUGCUCUGGUGGUGUGGGUGACGGGGUUCUGCAUGCCCCGCUCAGUCACCUCCCUCUGGUUCCUCAACCUUGCGCUGGCUGAUCUUCUGUGCUGCCUCUCCCUCCCUCUGCUCAUGGUCCCUCUAGCCCACGAUGACCACUGGCACUUUGGCCCGCUGGCCUGCACGUUUGUCAAAGGCCUGUUUCACCUGGUGAUGUACUGCAGUGUCCUGCAGCUGGUUCUGAUCAGCGUGGAUCGCUGGAUGCUUGUCAGCAAACCCGUCUGGUGUCAGAACAACAGGCGACCUAAAAAGGCUGCCUGCGGGUGUGUUGCUGUCUGGUGCCUGGCACUGAUAGGCAGCAUCCCUCAGUUUAUCUACACCAAGGAGAUCGAAGCAGGUGAAGACAAGCGAGAGUGUAUCACAGUGUACACCUCACUCAGUGCCUGGCUCGUCACAUCCAUCCGCUUCGUGAUGGGAUUCUUCUUGCCUUUUGUGGUGAUUGUCAUCUGUCACUUGGUGGUGUACCGGAGAGCAGAGAGCGGACUGUCACGAGCUCGAACCCGCUCCAAGCGCACACUUAAUAUCAUCAUUGCUGUGGUGCUGAGCUUCUUCCUCUGCUGGCUCCCACUACACACUGUGGACUUCCUCAUAUUGAUGACCCCUCGAAAUUCCCCCAACAGGCCAGGACUUUACCUGGCACAUGUUUUAGCACUUUGCCUGGCAUAUUUCAACAGCUGCCUCAACCCGCUGCUCUAUGUGUGUCUGGGUCGGGGCUUCAAAGACAGCAUGAACCGCUCCCUGCGCCACGUGCUCCACUUCAUCAGCGAGGACCCGACGACCAAGGUGAGCAUUGACACCAAGAGCUCGAGCACUGGGAAGGAGACAACUAAAAUUUGAUGUUGUAUUGACUUUGAUAUACUGUGCAGUAUCGCUAUUCUUAUAAAAGUGUUGCAUUUUCCAUACCUAUGGUAGCUUAUAGUUUAAAAAGAGUGACCUAUGCUCCACUCAUUGCACUGAACUUGGGGCAUUCUAACCAUCAGGUUUCACCAUAAACAAUGUGCUAAGGGUCCCAUAUUAUGCUCAUUUUCAGGUUCAUACUUGUAUUUUGUAUUUCUACUAGAACAUGUUUACAUGCUGUAAUGUUAAAAAAAAACUGCAUUUCAUACUGUCAGCCUGAAUAUGCCUGUAUUU